Messenger RNA from Cricetulus griseus (Chinese hamster), 1813 nucleotides. Lineage: Eukaryota; Metazoa; Chordata; Mammalia; Rodentia; Cricetidae. The record is from RefSeq and is a predicted model, not a curated record.
CUCCAGACAAAACUGGAGAAAGGGAGAGUAUCUAGCGAAGGGAGGCCAAUCCCAGCCUUUCGAGCAGACCAGUACAAAGUUCUCUCUAAAAACAUUUCGGUUGCAAUAUUCAGUGAUCAAGCAGACGCUACUGCGCCUGUGCUCAGGUGAGAGCCGCCAGCUCCUCCCUGCCCAAUGCAUAGGCUUCUUCUCCAAGUGAAUUUUGCAAUAGAAGAGCUGUCUCUGUGGACAGGUGGAAACUGUCUGCUUGUUCCUGUUGCUGCAACUGGCUCAGGCACAGGAGACAAGACAGCAGGUAGCUGGUAGGAUUUAUCUUCAAAGACCAGAAACAUGCACUGUGCCAUGCUAAAGGCCGAAGCGGUGGAUGGCGCUCAUCUAAUGCAGAUCUUUUGGCACGAUGGAACAGAGUCCCUCUACCCGGCGGUAUGGCUGAGAGACAACUGCCAAUGUUCUGAAUGCUACCUGCAUUCUGCAAAAGCUCGGAAACUUCUCCUGGAAGCUCUCGAUGUGAACAUUCGAAUCAAAGACUUGUCAUUUGACCGGAAGAAGGUUUAUAUCACUUGGCCCAAUGAGCAUUACAGUGAAUUCGAAGCUAAUUGGCUGAAGAAAAGAUGCUUUUCUCAACAGGCAAGAGCAAGACUCCAAGGAGUAUUGUUUUUACCAGAAUGUCAGUACUGGGGCUCAGAGCUCCAGCUGCCUACUCUGAAUUUUGAAGAUGUGUUAAAAGAAGAUGAGCAUGCAUACAAAUGGCUCUCCACCCUCAAGAAAGUAGGCAUUGUGAGACUCACUGGAGCAGCUGACAAAUGCGGAGAGAUAACAAAACUUGGGAAAAGGAUUGGCUUCUUGUACCUCACAUUCUAUGGACACACUUGGCAAGUGCAGGACAAGAUUGAUGCCAACAAUGUGGCCUAUACAACUGGGAAGCUCAGCUUCCACACUGACUACCCAGCUCUCCACCAUCCACCUGGGGUUCAGCUUCUGCACUGCAUAAAGCAAACAGUCACAGGAGGUGAUUCUGAAAUUGUAGAUGGGUUUAAUGUGUGCCAAAAGCUCAAGGAGAAGAAUCCUCAGGCAUUCCACAUUCUGUCCUCCACCUUCGUGGAUUUUACAGACAUUGGAAUAGAUUACUGUGAUUUCUCUGUGCAAUCUAAACACAAGAUAAUAGAGUUGGAUGAUAAAGGCCAAGUGGUUCGCAUCAACUUUAACAAUGCAACCAGAGAUACCAUCUUCGAUGUCCCCAUUGAAAGAGUUCAGCCUUUCUACUCUGCUCUGAAAGAGUUUGUUGACCUCAUGAACAGCAAAGAAUACAAGUACACCUUCAAGAUGAAUCCAGGUGAUGUGAUUACCUUUGACAACUGGCGCUUGCUCCAUGGACGUCGUAGUUAUGAGGCAGGAACUGAGAUAUCCCGCCAUCUGGAAGGAGCUUAUGCUGACUGGGAUGUAGUGAUGUCAAGGCUGCGAAUUCUAAGACAGAGUGUCAAGAAUGGGAACUGAUUUUCCUGUCCUUAAAUCUUAGUGCAAGUCUAAUGACUGAAUGUUACUAGCUAUAGCCUGAUUAGUCUCAUAUCAUGAUCAACAUCAUUGAUGUAUUAAUUUCUUUAAAUCUGAACAAACAAUUUUUCUCAUCAGAGUAUUCUUCCUUGCAAUCACAUUCAAUGUCAUCUUAGGUGUCAUGAUAGGGGCCAUCUUAAAGCAUCCCUUCUGUGGCACAUGUGCUCUGACUUCCUUUGUUUCAUGAGUGUCACCAGAACACCUACAGUUAGUUUUGUAUCAAACAAAUCUUUCUGACAAAUAAAGGCUUUUUAUAUAUAUA